Limulus polyphemus (Atlantic horseshoe crab) is the source of this 3953-nucleotide messenger RNA. Its product is annotated as cyclin-G-associated kinase-like. NCBI's taxonomy places the organism in Eukaryota, Metazoa, Arthropoda, Merostomata, Xiphosura, Limulidae. Gene Ontology annotation, cellular component: cytoplasm. The transcript is spliced from 25 exons. Gene Ontology annotation, biological process: protein phosphorylation; regulation of clathrin-dependent endocytosis; positive regulation of Notch signaling pathway. Gene Ontology annotation, molecular function: ATP binding; AP-2 adaptor complex binding; protein serine/threonine kinase activity. Bases 128 to 3907 code for a protein of 1259 amino acids. The record is from RefSeq and is a predicted model, not a curated record.
UGUGGCUAUGGCUAUUGUUGGGAAGUGCGAGUAGUGUGUUCAUUUUCGGUUUCGAGUAUGACGAAAGUCUUUUAUUAAGUGCUAAGUAAUGAUAUAUUUGUAAAAUUGUACACAAAGAAAAAUAAAGAUGACAGACAUUUUUAAGUCCGCGCUUGGCUAUUUUUCUAACAACAUGCCACGAGAAGAUCACGAAUUUGUUGGGCAAAUAGUAGAAUUAGGAACACAGAAACUGCGUGUAAAAAGAGUCAUCGCAGAAGGUGGAUUUGGGUUUGUGUUUGUGGCACAAGAUCCUACAACUGGAAAGGAAUAUGCUCUUAAGAGACUUUUGGCAGCUGAUGAAGAAGCAAGUAAAAGUAUUUUGCAAGAAAUAUCUGUACUUAAAAAGCUCUCAGGCCACUCUAACAUCAUAAAAUUUAUGGCAGCAGCAGCUAUAGAUAAGAACCAGUCUGAUCAUGGCAAGUCUGAAUAUCUUUUAUUGACAGAACUAUGUACAGGAGGACCUCUUGUGGAUGUUUUGAAAGCUAGACAAAGUCCUUUAAUGUGUGAACAAGUUGUGCAGAUAUUUUAUCAGACAUGUCAAGCUGUUCAGCACAUGCAUAAACAGCAGCCUCCAAUCAUUCACAGAGACCUUAAGAUAGAAAAUUUACUAUUGAAUAGUAGAGGUGAAUUAAAACUUUGUGAUUUUGGAUCUGCGACGACAAAGUCCUAUCAACCCGAUAGUUCUUGGACUGCUAUACAACGUAGUCUUGUAGAAGAUGAAAUGUCAAAGCACACAACUCCAAUGUACAGACCACCAGAAAUUCUCGAUACUUAUAAUAAUUAUCCCAUCAAUCAAGCUAUGGAUAUUUGGGCCUUGGGAUGUGUAUUGUUUUUACUAGCUUUUCGAGUGCAUCCUUUCGAAGAUUCUGCAAAACUGCGCAUCAUUAAUGGAAAGUACACCAUUCCACAAAAUGAUGCAGAGUUUGAAGUGCUUCAUGACCUGAUAUAUGGAAUGUUGCAGGUCAAUCCUGUAGACAGACCUAAUAUUGACAUUGUAGUCGAACGUCUUCUAGAAAUUGCAGAAGCCAGGCAAAUAAACCUUCAAGAGACCCUAAGGCUAGGACAACCCAUAGGAGGAAGCAACCCUGCUAGUCCAGCCCAUGUUGGUCAACUUAGUGAUCGUAACAACACACCAGCUCCUCCGCCUCAUCUUAAUCAUGGUCCCUCCCAAAAUUCCAGCCAGACAGCAAGUAGUGGACUUUUUACUUCUAUACGAGGAGGUGCUGGAAACUUAUUGAAGAACUUCAUGCAAACUGUCCAACAAACUAUAACAAAGACAGAUUUGGACUUUAGCUAUAUAACUUCAAGGAUAGCAGUUAUGUCCUUCCCAGCUGAAGGAUUAGAAUCAACGUACAGAAACCACAUAGAGGAUGUGCGAGGACUUCUUGACACUAGACAUCGUAAUCAUUAUUCAGUUUACAAUGUGUCGGGUCGAACGUAUACAUCACUAAAGUUUGAAUCCAAAGUAACAGAAGUGGGCUGGCCUGCGAAAAGAGCACCAUUUUUUGCAACAUUAGUUGGGUUGUGUAGAAACAUGCACUGGUGGCUUCAACAGAAUCCUAAGAAUAUUUGUGUUGUCCAUUGUAUUGAUGGAAAAGUAUCUUCUGCUGUUCUUGUGUGUGCAUUCCUGGUGAUGUGUCAUGCAUUUCAGACUCCAGAAGAAGCACUUCAAUUGUUUGCUGUGAGAAGAUGUCCAGUGAGUCUUACAUCAUCUCAAGUAACAUAUAUAGAUUAUGUAGCCCAGUUAGUUUCAACACACCCACAAUGGCCUCAUACAAGAAGGGUAAAGCUUUUGUCCAUUGAAAUGAAACCAGUUCCUCUCUUCACAAAGUUAAGAGAUGGUUGUCGUCCUUUUGCUGAGGUUUAUCUAGGAGAAGAAAGAUUAGUAACUACAUCGCAGGAAUAUGAGAAGAUACAGCAUUUCAACAUGGCUGACCAACAUGUUGUCAUACCCUUGAAUGUGUCAGUCAUGGGAGACAUAACAGUGAUGAUUCAUCAUGCGAGGUCUACCUUUGGAGGCAAAGUACAAGGAAAGGUUACAGCUAUCAAGAUACUUCAGUUUCAACUCUUCACUGGUUUUGUUCAGCCAGAUACAGAAGUUCUGACAUUCACCAGAAAACACUUGGAUUGUGUGGAAGAACUGGAUCGUUAUCCUGAUGGGUUUACAGUAACACUUAGAGUUGAAGUUGAAAGUCAAGAACAACCUAGCCUUUCCAACAAACCUCCUCCUUGGGAGGGCUUGAACAAGCUUGACCUUUCACCCCGCAUUCUGUUUUUUACAGAGGAUGAAAUGGAAUCAUGUUUAACCCAGUUUACAAGUGUAGUAAACGAGAGUCAGCUACAUGAAACUAAUGAUACUGUUGCUACGCCACCAGAAACCUUAACAUCUGUUAGUCAGGAGAAGAAUAAUGGAUUGACACAGGAUGAAAUGAGUGACCAUACGCUUACCCCAUCCACUCCCCCUCCCAGUGGGAGGGAGGAAGAAACAUUGAAAGAUUUAAAAAGACCAUCACCUGAAGAUGUUGAUCUUCUAAACCUUGGAUCAAGUUCAUCUGUAAUAGAUACAGAUUUAGGUAUAGGAGCAUCAGAAGAGCAGAAUGGACCAUCUUUCAAUCUUUUAGACAUUUCAGUUGGAGAAAAUAAACCUCAGCUGACCAAUUUUGAUUUAUUAAACAAUCCAGAUGUUCCUUUAAUCACAACAUCUAGUUCAGGCUCUGGAUUUGAUGAUUUAUUUGAUCCAUUUAAAAGUGGAUCUGUAAAGGGUCCUCCACCGGAUACUGACCAGAGUACAACGUCUGAUCCUUUUGUUGUGUUCAAUGCAGACAGCGCAGGUGCUGCACUAAAGAAUUCAAAAGGGCCUUCUGCUGAUUUAUUUGACCCUUUCGCUAGUAACACUGAAAGAAGUAAUGAUUUCAAUAGUGGCAGUGUGGGAAGCUUGCCCUUGCAUAAACCUAGUAUUUCAACUAGUGCUUCAGCAUGUAAUCUUCGGCCCUCCGAAGGUCAGGAUGCCUCUCUUCUGGGCAGCUGGGACUCUGUUUUUACACCACCCAGUCCAGCAGUACCUACGAGUCAGCGUCCCCCAAACGUCACUAUGCCACGAAAUGCUUCUACUCCCAAUCUUGAAGCACUAAAAGAAACUACUGAUCCUUUUGCUGAUCUUGGGAAUCUUACAGCCACUUUUGGACAGGCCACACAACAAAACUUUGGCACUUGGCAGCAAUGGACCACUACAUCUAACCUCUCUACUAAUGCCAGUCCUCAACAUAUGUCACACCCCCAGUCGUAUGGAAGUAGUGGUCCCAGUGCAUUUACACAAACAGCAGGGUUGAGCUCCCAGCAGCCUAAGCCAUGUGCUGGAGCUGCUGCAUCUUCACAGAAAGUUGAUUACAGCCGCAACAACUUUGCAAGCGUGUUUGGAGAAAGGGACGAAAGGGGAGCAAAAAAGGGUUUUGGUCCAAAGCCUUUAGUUAAUGAAGAUGAGUUUGAGGACCUAUUAGGAUCACAAGGAUUUUCAGGAUUUGGCAGAAAAGAUGUUGGACCAAAGACAAUAGCUGAUAUGAGAAGAGAGGUUCUAGCUAAAGAUAUGGAUCCUGAGAAACUUAAGAUUUUAGACUGGACACAGAGAAAAGAACGGAAUAUUCGGGCUCUUCUGUGCUCACUCCACACAGUAUUAUGGGAAGGUACUCGCUGGCAGGAAGUGGGAAUGUACCAACUACUGACAACAGCAGAUGUGAAGAAGUUUUAUUAUAAAGCAUGUUUAGCAGUACAUCCAGAUAAACAAGUAGGCACAGAGAAUGAAUCACUUGCUAAACUCAUCUUUGUGGAGCUAAAUGAUGCAUGGAGUGAAUUUGAGAAGCAGCCCCAAUGAAGUUCAUUCUAGUCCAGACAGAUAGAAUAAUUGUUUUGGAACUUUU